CAAAAUGGUUGCAUUCCGUCAGCUCCUUUCCAUCUUCACCGUCGCCCUUAGCGCAAGCAGUGCCAUGGCAGCUGCCCUGCACCCAAAAAAGGCCGCCACGCCUGCCCUUCCCCACUCACUGGAAAAGAAGACCAGCGACAUUUGCGCCGAAGUCAACCUCUCCCUCGCCGUCAGCGUCCUCAGCAUCCUCACGCUCGACCUGUCGCCGCUCAAGAUCUGCCUCUGCCUCAGUGGCAUUGACAUCUUCCUUCAUGCCGACGCGACAGUUGACGCGCUUGUCAAGGUCCUUGGUUCCCUGCUCGACGUGGAGGCCUUCCUGACCGCUCAGAUCAACGCGCACGGCCAGCAGUGCACCUACCCCACGGGCGCGGUUCCCCACUGCUCCGCUUCCAACCCUUGCGACUUCUCCUGCCCCAGCGGCUACGUCAAGCAAUCCGGCCAGUGCGUGCUCGUCGGGUCCAGGCGCGCUGCUAAGCGGGACAUGGGCAAGUGCUCAUCCGGGUACACCAAGUGUGGAGUACCCUCUGGUAUCAACGCGUACGAGUGCGUCGACACGCGUUCUUCUCUCGAGAGCUGCGGAGGCUGCGUCAUCCCCUUCCCAGGCAUGCGCCCGACAGGUCAAGACUGCACCCAGAUCCCCGGCGUAUCCGACGUCUCCUGCAUCCAGGGCACGUGUCGCGUUUCCCGCUGUGCCGAGGGCUUCACCCGCUCCGACGACGGGACGGAGUGCGUCGCCGUCCAAGCGGGAGGACAGGUCGUCCUUGCUUGAUCGGCUCUCUGCAUGUGAAGAACAACUUUCUUUCCGGUCUCUCUUUGUCGGUCCCAAACCCAAAAGCGCAUCCGUCCCGCAUUCCGCAGCUGUAACAACACCCUUCCAACCUUCACCUUAACCUUACCUCAUUCUUGCCGCCCCAGUGCGUGCCCUUCGGCCCGGUCCCGGAUUUUUCUCUUUCUCUUGCCCUUCCCUUUCCGCGGUCAUUCCGCGAUCGGACUUUUUUUUGCCUUGCUUCGGCCAUCCUAAAGCGCCGCUAGCCUGCCACUCCUUUAACACCAGCAUACCACCGGUAGAUGCCGGCUACCUCUCUGCUGCUAAACCCAAA
This is a messenger RNA of Dacryopinax primogenitus, 1100 nucleotides long. RefSeq lists its product as uncharacterized. The record is from RefSeq and is a predicted model, not a curated record. The coding region runs from base 5 to 769 and encodes 254 amino acids. Lineage: Eukaryota; Fungi; Basidiomycota; Dacrymycetes; Dacrymycetales; Dacrymycetaceae. The transcript is spliced from 3 exons.